UCGAUGACAGUAGUGACAGCUGUUCACGCUGCAUCGUUUCCUUUUUCGUGUGUGUGCUCGAAAUUCCGGGCGGUACUUCCUUUUCUGAGGAAGAAAUAACUAAAAAGCUCUAGCACAAGAAAGACCACGAUGAAAAUAACCUGUAACAAGGCUAACCCGCCUUUGGGUGGUUUCCUAGCUAUAGAACUCUACAGGUCCUUGUCGAAGAGCAUAGAUGUGGCUUGGGGAAGUGAAUCUACCGUGACGCUCCCAAACAGUAAAAAACCGGUGACAUAUGGAACCAGCAAUGAUUUGAUAAGGUUGCUUGAGAAUGCAUUCAACAAGUCAGCCGGUCCCCUGCAGAAGGUGACAAUGAACCACUGGCUCUCCUUCAGCCUGAUCUUGGAGGAUGAAAUGCCCAAAUCGGUGGAAUAUCUGGACAAAACCCUCAGUCCGCUCACCUACCUGGUUGGAGAAUCACUGUCUGUGUCUGAUCUUGCUGUCUUCAGUGUACUCCAUGUAUCCAACAAGUUCAAGGACAUCUCCAAGGCCACCCCACCCAAGAAUAUCCUCCGCUGGAUGAAGCUGAUCCAGGCGCGGCCGCCCGUCGUAAAGGCUCUCAAGGAGCUGCCCGAGGAUGUGCAGCAGAACAUCAGCAAGGCCUCGUCAAGGAGGUCCCCAGCGGCGGGCGAGGCGGGCGCUGGACGGCUGCAGGAGGGCAAGUUCAUCGACCUGCCUCACGCCGAGAUGGGCAAGGUCAUCGUGAGGUUCCCGCCUGAGGCUUCUGGAUACCUGCACAUCGGUCACGCGAAGGCAGCGCUGCUGAACCAGUACUACCAGCAGGCCUUCCAGGGGAAGCUCAUCAUGAGGUUCGACGACACCAACCCCGCCAAGGAAAACGCCGAGUUUGAGAAGGUGAUACUUGGCGACGUGGAAAUGCUUGAAAUCAAGCCGGACCUCUUCACGCACACGUCGCAGUACUUCGACCUGAUGCUGCAGUACUGCGAGCAGCUGAUCAAGGAAGGGAAGGCGUUUGUGGACGACACGCCCGCUGAACAGAUGAAAGCUGAGAGGGACAGCAAGACGGAGAGCCGGAAUAGGAAUAACUCCGUAGCCAAGAACCUGCAGCUCUGGGAAGAGAUGAAGAAGGCGUCAGACAGCGGAGUGCGAUGCUGCGUGCGAGCCAAGAUCGACAUGGCGUCGGCCAACGGGUGCAUGCGAGACCCUACGAUCUAUAGGUGCAAGCCUGAGGUGCACCCGAGGACUGGCAGCCAGUAUAAGGUGUACCCAACGUACGACUUCGCCUGCCCGAUCGUGGACUCCAUCGAGGGCGUGACGCACGUGCUGAGGACCAUGGAGUACCACGACCGGGACCCGCAGUUCUACUGGUUCAUUGACGCACUGGGGCUGAGGAAGCCUUAUAUUUGGGAGUAUAGCAGAUUGAGCAUGACCAACACAGUAUUGUCGAAGAGAAAGUUAACGUGGUUCGUCGAACAAGGCCUUGUAGAUGGAUGGGACGACCCGCGCAUGCCGACGGUGCGCGGGGUGCUGCGGCGCGGCAUGACAGUGGAGGCGCUGCGGCAGUUCAUCCGCGCGCAGGGCUCCAGCCGCUCCGUCGUCUUCAUGGAGUGGGACAAGAUCUGGGCCAUCAACAAGAAGGUCAUCGACCCGAUCGCGCCCCGCUACACAACCAUAGAGACCACCCCUGUACCAGUGAACCUCAAGGGAGUCAACGAGUCGACACUAACUGUACCUCUGCAUCCGAAGAACGAGAAUAUUGGUACCAAGGAGGUGUGGGUGGCGCCUCGGCUAUUAAUUGACCAAUCAGACGCCAAGCUGCUGAAGGAGGGAGAGAAUACCACGUUUAUUUACUACGGGAACGUCAUGAUUGAUAAGAUUCAUAAAUCGGCUGACGGCACAAUAACCAGUAUAGACGGAACCCCCAACCUCGAUAACAAAGACUUCAAGAAGACGGUCAAGGUGACCUGGCUGGCCGACACCGCCAAGUCGCCGGCAGUCGAGACUUACUGUGUGUACUUCGACCAUAUCAUAUCGAAGCCGCUGUUGGGCAAAGAUGAAGACUUCAAGCAGUACAUUGGGCAUCAGACUAGGUGGGAGAUCCCGAUGCUAGGCGAGCCGGCCCUCGCCUCCGUCAAACAAGGCGACAUCAUCCAGAUACAACGCCGAGGGUUCUUCAGAGUGGACGCGGCGCCCUCCCCCCCCUCCCCGCAGAGCGGCCGCCCCGCCCCGCUCGUGCUGUUCCACGUGCCCGAUGGACACGCCAAGGAACUGCCGGGACAGCCAAAACCCGCCGCCGCAGCAACCCCUGCGGCUAAACCAGCAUCCAGCGCUGACCCCGCAGCCUCCGCCGCUGCAUCUAGCGCUGCAGAGCUGCACGCUCGCGUGGCCAAGCAGGGUGAGGCGGUGCGCGCGCUGAAGGCUGCCAAAGCUGAGAAAGCAGCGGUGGACGCCGCUGUCAAGUCACUGCUGGAGUUGAAAGCUCAGUACAAGGCUGCUACGGGACAGGACUGGAAGCCGGACGCCCCACCAGCCGCCCCCGCCGCCCCCGCCGUGACCGGUGCCACCGACGCCGUGGGCGCGGUGCUGGCCAGGAUCGCCGCGCAGGGUGACACAGUGAGACAGGCCAAGGCGCAGAAGAAGGACAAGGCUAGUGUGGAUGCUGAGGUAAAAGUCCUCCUCAGUCUCAAAGCGGAAUACAAAACGCUCACCGGGAAAGACUGGACCCCCAACGCCGCCGCCCCCGCCCCCGCUGCCGCCCCCGCCCCCGCCCCCGCGGCUACAGCUGGCUUCAGUGCAGCUGCGUUGGACCUGAACAAGAAGAUCACAGAGCAAGGGAACAAAGUGAGGACCUUGAAGGAACAGAAGGCGGAUAAGGCUGCUGUGCAGGCCGAGGUCCAAUCUCUGUUGGCGUUGAAGGCAGAGUUCAAAAAGGAAGCGGGGAAAGACUGGGCACCGAACCUUAUUCAGGAGCAACCAUCAGCCACUCCAGCGCCAGCCAUGGACGGAGGCAAGGAGCCGGCGCUGGCGGCCGAGGUGGCCAAACAAGGCGACUUGGUGCGCGACUUGAAGACUAAGAAGGCUGAUAAGGCGACCAUAGAUGCGGCGGUAAAGACGCUUCUAGAACUGAAAGCCAAGUACCAGGCGGAGACCGGCAAGGCGUACGCGCCGCCGUCGCAGCCGCGCGACUCUAAGCCUAAAGAGCAAGCCAAGCCGAAGGAAGCUAAGCCCAAGGAAGCCAAGCCGAAGGAAGCCAAACCGAAGGAAAAGAAAGCUAAGGAGGCUUCACCGAAGCCGGCAUCAGACGAGGGUGCCUCGGCCACGGGACUCAAGAAGGUGACGCGGCUCGGCCUCGAGGCCAAGAAGGACUCCGACCUGCCCGAGUGGUACUCGCAGGUCAUCACCAAGUCGGAAAUGAUCGAGUACUACGACAUAUCCGGGUGCUACAUCCUGCGGCCCUGGUCCUUUGCGAUCUGGGAGCUGAUCCGAGAGUUCCUCAGCCAGAAGAUCAAGGCUCUGGGGGUGAAAGAUUGCUCCUUCCCCAUGUUUGUGUCUAAGUCAGCACUCGAGCGCGAGAAGACCCACAUAGCGGACUUCGCCCCCGAAGUGGCGUGGGUCACGCACUCGGGCUCGUCAGAGCUAGGCGAGCACAUCGCGGUGCGGCCCACGUCCGAGACCGUGAUGUACCCCGCGUACGCCAAGUGGGUGCAGAGCCACCGCGACCUGCCGCUCAAGCUCAACCAGUGGAACAGUGUUGUGAGAUGGGAGUUCAAGCAGCCGCAACCCUUCCUGCGCACGCGUGAGUUCCUGUGGCAGGAGGGGCACACCGCCUACAUGCAUCAGCAAGAGGCUAUUGAUGAGGUGCACACCAUACUGGAUUACUACGCGCAAGUGUACGAGCACCUCCUAGCUAUACCGGUCAUCAAGGGGCGCAAGACGGAGAAGGAGCAGUUCGCGGGCGGCGACUUCACCACCACCGUGGAGGGGUACAUCCCCGCCAGCGGACGCGCCAUACAGGGCGCGACCAGCCACCACCUCGGCCAGAACUUCUCGAAGAUGUUCGAGAUCAUCUACGACGACCCCGACACGCAGGAGAAGAAGUACGUCUUCCAGAACUCGUGGGGCAUCACCACCAGGACCAUCGGAGUGAUGGUGCUAGUGCACGGCGACGACCGCGGGCUGGUGCUGCCGCCGCGCGUGGCCGCCGCGCAGGCCGUGGUCGUGCCGUGCGGCGUCACCGCGUCCAGCACGCCACAGGAGCGGAAGACCCUGCUGGACGCGUGCAAACAGCUCGUGGAUGAGUUAGUCGCCGCCGGCAUUCGCGCUGAGGGCGACUACCGAGACAACUACUCGCCCGGCUGGAAGUUCAACCACUGGGAACUCAAGGGAGUCCCAGUGCGCGUAGAACUCGGUCCCAAGGACUUAGCAGCGGGCACCAUCCUGGCGGUGCGGCGGCUCACGGGGGAGAAGCUCACGCUGCAGAGAGCCUCCGCGCCCGCCGCCGUCGCCGCGCUGCUAGAGCGGACCCACGACGAGAUGCUGGCCAGAGCGACAGCCGAGCGUGACGCGCGCCUGUCCCUAGUGACCCAGUGGGAACAGUUCACGGAAGCGCUGGAGCGCAAGCACAUGCUGCUCGCUCCCUUCUGCGGAGAGAUACCCUGCGAGGACAACAUCAAGAAUGACAGCGCCAGGACUGAAGAUGAUCAGACGACGGAUGUGAGAGCCCCAUCUAUGGGUGCCAAGUCCCUCUGUAUCCCAUUCAAGCAACCGCGGGACCUGACUGCUGCUGACAAGUGCAUCCACCCCGCCUGCGCCAAUAAACCCAAGUUCUUUACUUUGUUUGGAAGAAGCUAUUAGGAAUUGUGCCAGUGUCGUUCACAAGUUACUGUAUACAUGACAAUAAUUUAUGAGAUUGCAUUUUUUAGUAAGAAUAUCAGUAUCACAUCAUUUAGAAAGAUGGUCAUUGCUUCUGUGUUAUUUAACUAUCUUUUCUAUGAAUUUUGUAACUUUAAUAUCAUAUUUAUAAUAUGUUGUACGAACAAAACUCCAGCAUUUUACAAAUAAUAGUAAGAGUAACUUAAUAACUGCAUAAAAUGCUAUAUUAAAUACAUUUAAUAAAUAUAUUGUUUUAAA
Molecule: messenger RNA, 5130 nt
Organism: Plutella xylostella (diamondback moth)
Lineage: Eukaryota; Metazoa; Arthropoda; Insecta; Lepidoptera; Plutellidae
Source: RefSeq, a predicted model, not a curated record